Messenger RNA from Plenodomus lingam JN3, 1059 nucleotides. RefSeq lists its product as uncharacterized. Gene Ontology annotation, molecular function: MAP kinase activity; ATP binding. NCBI's taxonomy places the organism in Eukaryota, Fungi, Ascomycota, Dothideomycetes, Pleosporales, Leptosphaeriaceae. Gene Ontology annotation, cellular component: nucleus; cytoplasm. The record is from RefSeq and is a predicted model, not a curated record. Gene Ontology annotation, biological process: intracellular signal transduction; protein phosphorylation.
AUGCCUCCUACGGGGAGUGGUAGUUCCAGGAAGAUCUCCUUCAACGUCUCAGAGCAGUACGACAUUCAAGAUGUCGUGGGAGAGGGCGCCUAUGGUGUCGUCUGUUCUGCACUGCACAAGCCAUCCGGCCAAAAGGUCGCCAUCAAGAAGAUCACACCAUUCGAUCAUUCCAUGUUCUGUCUGAGAACGCUACGAGAGAUGAAGUUGCUCAGGUAUUUCAACCACGAGAACAUCAUCUCCAUUCUCGACAUCCAGAAGCCUCGCAACUAUGAGACCUUCACCGAGGUCUAUCUCAUCCAGGAACUCAUGGAGACAGACAUGCAUCGCGUGAUCCGGACGCAAGAGCUUUCGGACGACCACUGCCAGUACUUCAUUUACCAGACUCUACGUGCAUUGAAGGCGAUGCACUCGGCGAAUGUUCUGCAUCGUGAUCUCAAGCCUUCGAACCUGCUCCUCAAUGCAAACUGCGAUUUGAAAGUAUGCGAUUUCGGUCUCGCUCGAUCAGCUGCUUCUACCGAAGACAACUCUGGCUUCAUGACGGAAUAUGUUGCCACGCGUUGGUACCGUGCACCGGAGAUCAUGCUCACGUUCAAGGAGUAUACAAAAGCCAUUGACGUGUGGAGUGUCGGCUGCAUUCUAGCAGAGAUGCUGAGCGGGAAGCCCCUGUUUCCAGGAAAGGACUACCACCACCAGCUUACCCUCAUUCUUGAUGUGCUUGGCACACCUACCAUGGAGGACUACUACGGUAUCAAGUCGCGCCGCGCUCGCGAGUACAUCCGAUCGCUGCCCUUCAAGAAGAAGAUUCCAUGGAAAGCCAUGUUCCCCAAGACCAACGAUCUAGCCUUGGAUCUACUCGAGCGAUUACUUGCAUUCAAUCCGGUCAAGCGCAUCACGGUAGAGGAAGCACUCAAGCACCCAUACCUCGAGCCGUACCAUGACCCAGAUGACGAGCCGACCGCUGACCCAAUUCCCGAAGAAUUUUUCGAUUUUGACAAAAACAAGGACAACCUCACCAAGGAGCAGUUGAAGCUUCUCAUCUACCAGGAGAUCAUGCGAUAA